AUGAAGGUACAGUGUGCUGCCCUCUGGCUCCUGGCCGCAGCGCUCAUCUUGAGCUCAGUGCACACCCGCGGGCUCAGGAAGUGUCUGAUUUCCAUGGACACGCACCAUUUAGAAGAGAGUUUCCAAGAAAUCAAAAGAGCCAUCCAAGCUAAGGACACCUUCCAAAAUGUCACCAUCCUGUCUGCAUCAGAGACGCUGCAGAGCAUUAAGCCCUCAGAUGUGUGCUGUGUGACCAAGAACCUCCUGGCUUUCUACGUGGACAGGGUGUUCAAGGAUCAUCGGGAGCUGAACCCCCACAUCUUGAGAAAAAUCAGCAGCAUUGCCAAUUCUUUCCUCUACAUGCAGAAAACCCUGCAGCGCUGUCAGGAGCAGAGGCGGUGUCACUGCAGGCAGGAAGCCACCAAUGCAACCAGAAGUGUUCACGAGAACUAUGAUCAGCUGGAGGUUCACUCUGCCGCUGUGAAGUCCCUGGGAGAGCUCAACGUCUUUCUGGCCUGGAUUGCCAAGAAUCAUCAAGAAAUUUCUGCUGCUUGAUGACAUGAAACCUGUCCAAAAUCCAGGGAUAAACUCCUCCUGUGCGGUUUUCUGUGGGAGACAACC
Messenger RNA from Otolemur garnettii (small-eared galago), 600 nucleotides. It is a transcript of the gene IL19, whose product is annotated as interleukin 19. The transcript has 5 exons. Bases 1 to 534 code for a protein of 177 amino acids. Lineage: Eukaryota; Metazoa; Chordata; Mammalia; Primates; Galagidae. The record is from RefSeq and is a predicted model, not a curated record.